Xyrauchen texanus (razorback sucker) is the source of this 4331-nucleotide messenger RNA. Its product is annotated as coiled-coil domain-containing protein 120-like. The record is from RefSeq and is a predicted model, not a curated record. The coding region runs from base 474 to 2348 and encodes 624 amino acids. NCBI's taxonomy places the organism in Eukaryota, Metazoa, Chordata, Actinopteri, Cypriniformes, Catostomidae. The transcript is spliced from 12 exons.
UCAUUGUUGUAAACAGUAACAGAACUCUCACACUGUGUGUUGUGCAUCGGAGAUGAUUUUUGCAGCAUUCGUCACUUACAUUUUAAUAUACUUGCAUUUUACAAAGUGAAGAAAGGGGGUUAGUAUAUUUCAAGGCAAUUUUUAAUGAGUGCUCUGUUUGCAUGGGCAUGAGCUCUGGUCCGGAUACAUCUGUGCUAGAUCCUCCUUCAUUAGGAUGCCAGACUUCCCAAAAUGUAGCCCUUCAGGAAUGAGGAUUUGAUGACAGGGCAUUGCAUUUAUGAAGCAUUGAGCAGAAGCAGCACAGUGGCUCCCCCCUCAGGCCAGUUGCAGUACUGCAGCGCUGCCCAGCAACAGCAGCAAAUCUACUUCAUGGCCACAACUCCAAAACUCUGCAGUACGUAUGACUGUUACAAGAAGGUGAGAAGGUAAACUGACAAUCAAGAGGUGGCGAGGUGAUACACAAGACGUAUGACAUGGAAGUCAAAAGUCAUCUGAUAACAGGCCCUGAUCUGCAGGCUGGUAUGGACAAUAAGCAGCAUGCAGAGCGAAUGGUCGAGCUGCAGAAGAGACGCAGGAGUCUGCAGUCACUGCUCAACACUCGAUUAGCAGAACUCAGAUGCGUGUGUCUACAAGAGGCGGAACUGACAGGAGAAGUUCCUCACGAAUUUCCUCUUGAAACAGGAGAGAAGCCCCCUCUCUUGCGCCGCAAAGUUGGUUUGUCCCACAAUGGUUCCAAACAGAACACGAAAAAUGAGGAAGAGGACUCCUCACAGCGCAAGACAAAGAAAACUCUGUUCAGUGGCGCCCUCCGCAGGCAUGUCGAUUCAGAACAGCAUCCUCAGCAUGGCAAAAGAACUGUUCAUAGAGGAUGCCACACGGAUAACACGGUGAAGUCCGAGAGCAGCUCCACAUCUGAUUCAACCAAUCAGGACACUGAAGAAACCUCUGACAGCCUGUCACCCCGGCUGGUCUUGGGGAGUCCAGACAGCAGGUUUUCUCGCAAACUCUCCCCAUUGGAGAUCUACUACGAGAUUAAAACCCGGCGCAACUCUGUGGCCAGCUCAGCCAGCCCCAGUCACACUCUUCCAAGGUGUGUGUCCAAUUUGGAAGGUAGAAGUGUACCAGCAACUCCACUCCUGUCCCGGAACGGAAUAACAGGAGUCCAUAUCAGGUCAGAAAUAUCAGGUGGCACUGCUGCUGUAAAGCAGUGGUCAGACAAUCCUGAGGCGCCGCAACUGGUGCCUUUACAGUCUCAGGAGGGUUCCUCCUCAGGGUCCUACGAACAGGGAGGUGGCCUACACAGCUCUCAGACACGGCGCAGCAACAGCUCGGAGAUGCUACUCGACCGUAAUGCCACUGUAGCAGAGGAGGGAAGUCAAAGGUCAGGUAUGCCUGCGCGCAAUGGACCAUACAAGAGCUCGGAAGCGCUCAUGGUCACUACUUUAAAACAGGCACAGUGGAACAGCCCUGACCACCAGGUAAACAGACACACCGAACUGAGUCGUGUUCGCUCGGGUGUGGUAGGUCAAGGCACGAAUGGAGAUGUCGGUUACAGUGAGAUUCUCAUGGAUUAUGUCUGGGGAAAACAACAGAAGAUGCAGGUGCAGCAACAAAAAAGACUACAGGUUCAAAAUGGUGUAAAAACCAAGCCGUGGACCGAGGGUUCCAAUGCUCCGCCCCCGCCCUACAGGAACGGCUUUCCCCAAUCGCAACAGCAUAUCCUGGGCACUGGUCCUCCGGCAUACAGCCCCCUGAUGCUGAGAGGCAAGCCUGGGGAGCCACGGAGGGUCAAAGUGACCCGCACAAAAUCCUGUGGCCCAUUUGUGCCCGCACAACAGCACCAGCAAGAGUCCAUCAUACUCUCUGCAUAUACAGAGACCAACACGUCCAAUGCCAUUAAUGCAAUGCAUAAACAACCGAUGGACCUCCCCCACAGACCGCCCCAAUAUCCCUUCGAGUCAUCCACCCCAACAACCCCUGACGACCCCACACGCAGCCUGCACAAGGCACUGGCGCUGGAGGGGUUGAGAGACUGGUAUCUGCGCAAUGCACUGGGGCAGACGGCCAACGGAGGGAAGGGCAAAGAGGGGACACAGACUCAUCGCAGACGUACAACAUCCUCUAUGCACAACUCGCACCCUCACCCACCCCUAAAACACCAGCCACAGUCCUUUCAAGGAGACCCACCCUACCCACAGCUGCCCCACUCGGCAACUUUUCAUGGGCAUCCUCUACACGGCAGGUCGGUGGAGCUCUCUUUGUACCAAGACACCUUUCCUUCUAAAAUGCAGGAUAUGACACUUAAAGAGACCAGUAAUGACAGACCCACGCCAGGCACGCUGGUCUGACAUGCAAACAAAAAAACUCACUCUUGUGUACAUCUCAUGCAAACACAAUGAGACUAAAGCAAACACCAGCUUAUAUGUGUAUGGAAUGACGCCAGACUUUUCUGCUUCCUUUCACAUAGAUUCAACAGUCAGAAUGAAAUAAUUUUGACAGAAAAAAACUGUAUUCUUGAUAUGCUCAGAAUUGAGACGCUUGUGGACAAGAUCCUUUUGCAGCAUGAAAUCAAGCUCAUCUCUGGGUUCCUGCAGACAUACUAACAUACUAUAUAAUUCAGUAAUUUACCCUUCUUAUCAAUCAAAGUAAUAGCAAGCUAUGUCAGAGGCUUGCCAAAAAAAGAUACAAGCCACAGAUAAUAUGACAGUAUAUUUUUCAUUAGUAAAAAAUGGGGAUAACUUUCCGUGUUAGUUAUUUUCAUGGCACUACUGUGACACUAUUUGCUUGAUUAAUGUGCACAAAACUGAAUACAAAGAGUUCUCAUUUGUCAUGAGAAUCCAUUUUUGGUUGUUAAGACCUUCCAAAAGUAGCACUGGACACUAAAAGAGAAUGUUCACCCCCCCAAAAAAUACUGUCAUCAGUUUCUCAACCUCAUGUCAUUCCAAACCCAUAUGACAUUAUUCCUUCUGUGAAACACAAAGGGAGAUUAUUACUGUAGCCCUUCACUUUCAAUGUAUGAUGCAAUGAAAGUGAAUUGUGACUAAAUGUGCGUACACACUGCCAGCGACAUCACGUGCGACAGUGACUCAAUACCAUUCAUUUUCAACGCGAGUACAGCGACUUCCGGCGACACGAGCUGUCGCGACCGUUGGUGCUAGAUGUGGGCGUGUCCAGCGACACGACAAAGUUGAGAAAAGUUCAACUUUGGAGCGACUAACGGAAGCGACAGCCAAUAGGAGAGAUGACGGGAGAGCUCACGUGAUCCUUCUCUCUCUCUCAGCUCCUGCAGUAACGGAAAGAUGGAUGAAAGGCUAAUUCUUGCUGUUAGAAAUUUUCCAGUGCUCUAUGAUAUGUCUCUUCCCACGUACAAGGACAUUUUUAAGAAAAAUACCUGCAUGGAAAGGUGUAUCUGAGACCGGCAUUUGCAUUUUCGCUGCAGAUAAACAGCCGCUGUGGCAAAGAGCACGCCUGGUUUCUCAUUCAUCUUUGAUAUAAAGCAUUUUAUGUACUGAUUCCAUUUAUAUUUAGUCUUUUCCCUCCAAAAUGUUUGUUUUUAGUGGCAAGAAAAGAGAUUCGCUGCCAACAGCAAUGGAAUGACAUCCGUGAAUGUCAUUUAUAAACGUUACUAGGCAACCAGUAGUGGGAACACCCACUAGCGACUUCACCGCCAGCCACUGGCGACCUGCAGCGAUAAAGUCGCUGGCAGUGUGUACGCACCUUGAGGCUGCUGUGACUAAUUGAAUGGGGAAACACCAAAAUCUCCAAAACGGUUGGUCGAUAUUACGAUACAUAACAUUUUUCAAAUCCGCUGUAAAAUCUGACAACAAUGGUAUCAUAAAUUGUGCUUCUUUAGUCAGAGUGAGGAAAACAACAUUGUUUUUCAGGCUGGUACAGCUGAUGCGCAUCUGCAUUCUCAAGUUGAUUGACAGGUGAUUGGAUCUUUUACUAACAUCUCCUUUUGUGUUCCGUGGAUGAAAGAAAGUCAAAUGAAAUGUUUGGGUGCACUGUCCCUCUAAGACACUUUGAAAAACAAAUCAGGAUGCUUUUAUAAAUAAGUACACAUUUCUAUGCAAAUUACAAUCAAAAUGACUAUGUUAUGACAGAAUAGAUAACUUGAUUCUUGUUUUUGACUUGGAGUAGAAAUUUAAAAAGGAAACCAAGCUAAAUGUCAAACUUUGAUGGACUGUUAAAGAGUCCUUGUUUUUCAUUAAAUGUAUAAUUCUGUCUUUAUGACUAAAUUUGAACCACGUGGAAAAGCUUAAAUGUGCUCGUUCAGGGUGAUUUAAGGAAGUUCAUCCAAAAAUGAAGAUUCUCUCAUCAUUUACUCACUC